UCCAGGCACGAGGAGGGGCGAUGACGGGACAGGGAGGGGCGGUGACAGAGAGGCGCGAAUCCGAACCGCGGAGAGCGCGCCAGGCAGCAGCGCGGGAGCCAGCCCGGGAGUAGGAGGAUCCGGAGAAUCACCCGCCCAUGGUUUCUGCCAAGCCGGAAACAGCCAGAGCCAGAGCUACGUGAACGGAAAGGACGGCCUGAAGAAUUUUCCAAGUGCUCCAGCGCCAGGCCCUGCAGCUCCCGUGGGCAGCCCCGGAGGCCACCAGUGGGAUUUGAGGGUCUGCUGCACCUCGGGCCAUGUCAGGCCAGGGCCUGCCCCUGCGCGUGGCCACCCUGCUCACAGGGCUGCUGGAAUGCCUUGGCUUCGCCGGCGUCCUCUUCGGCUGGGUGUCCCUGGUGUUCGUCUUCAAAACCGAGCAUUACUUUGAGGAGCUGUGUAAACCAGAUGCUGGGCCGAUGGGCAAUGCCACAGGGCAGAAUGACUGCAAAGCCCAGGACGAGAGGUUCUCGCUCAUCUUCACCCUGGCAUCCUUCAUGAACAACUUCAUGACCUUCCCCACCGGCUACAUCUUUGACCGUUUCAAGACCACCGUGGCCCGCCUCAUAGCCAUAUUUUUCUACACUACCGCCACGCUCAUCAUCGCCUUCAUCUCUGCAGACUCAGCGCUGCUGCUCUUCCUGGCCAUGCCCAUGCUCACUGUCGGGGGAAUCCUGUUUCUGAUCACCAAUCUGCAGAUUGGGAACCUAUUUGGCAAACACCGCUCAACCAUCAUCACUCUCUACAAUGGAGCAUUUGACUCUUCCUCAGCUGUGUUCCUUAUCAUUAAGCUCCUUUAUGAAAAGGGUAUCAGCCUCAGGGCCUCCUUCAUCUUUCUCUCUGUCUGCAGCGUCUGGCAUGUUGUGCGUACCUUCCUCCUGAUGCCCCGGGGGCACAUACCCUACCCGCUGCCCCCCUACUACAGCUACGGCCUGGGCUCUUGGAGCCGCCCCAGAGAGGAGAAGAAGGUAACAGCGGAGUCCAAAAAGCUGGAUCUACAGUCAAAGGAGUUUCUGUCUCCGAAGGAAGAGACCCCAGGACCGGUGCAGCAGCAGGAAGCGCGUUCUUUCUGGAGCUACGUUUUCUCUCAGCGCUUUGCCUGGCACCUGGUGUGGCUGUCUGUGAUCCAGUUGUGGCACUACCUCUUCAUUGGCACCCUCAACUCGCUGCUGACCAACUUGGCCGUUGGGGACAGGGAACUAGUCAGCAGCUACACCAACGCCUUUGCCAUCACGCAGUUCUUCGGAGUGCUGUGUGCCCCGUGGAACGGUCUGCUCAUGGACCGGCUGAAGCAGAAGUACCAGAAGGAGGCGAGAAAGACAGGUACCUCGGACUCUGCCGCAGCCCUUUGCUCAGCGGUGCCUUCGCUGGCCCUGACAUCUCUACUGUGCCUGGGCUUUGCCCUCUGUGCCUCGGUCCGUGUCCUCCCCCUCCAGUACGUCACCUUCAUCCUGCAAGUGAUCAGCCGCUCCUUCCUCUACGGGGGCAAUGCCUCCUUCCUCACCCUUGCUUUCCCCUCGGAGCACUUUGGGAAGCUCUUUGGCCUGGUGAUGGCCCUGUCGGCCAUCGUGUCUCUGCUACAGUUUCCCAUCUUCAUGCUCAUCAAAGGCCCCCUUCAGAAUGACCCGCUCUAUGUGAACGUGACGCUGGUGCUGUUCACUCUUGUGACGCUCGUCCACCCCAUCCUCGUGUACCGCGAGUGCCGGCGGGCAGAGAGAACCCCCGCCAGGGCCUAGCUCGGGAGCCCUCAGUCUUCAGCCCUGCGGAUGCUUUUGGACAUCUGUCCUCAGCUUGGACCACUCCGUGUCCAGAAUAUCUUUGCCUACCCAGGCUAUACUGGUAUUAAGUACCCAUUGUUUGUUCUAAAAAAAAAAAAGAAAGCCAUAUUUAGCUGCCAGCUACCUUUGCAACAGCAAGAAAAGAAUCUCAGUUGCUAAGCUGAUCGACAUCCUACAGA
Messenger RNA from Pteropus alecto (black flying fox), 1993 nucleotides. RefSeq names its product solute carrier family 43 member 3 (gene SLC43A3). Bases 297 to 1772 code for a protein of 491 amino acids. The record is from RefSeq and is a predicted model, not a curated record. The transcript has 13 exons. NCBI's taxonomy places the organism in Eukaryota, Metazoa, Chordata, Mammalia, Chiroptera, Pteropodidae. Gene Ontology annotation, biological process: transmembrane transport. Gene Ontology annotation, molecular function: transmembrane transporter activity.